AGAGAGUGAAAAAAGGGCAAUUAAUUAUCUGGCAAAGGAUGUUUUCCUGUGUUUAUUAGACUACCCGCGAGCUUUUCGUGUCUACUGAGUGAUUUUUGGCGAACGGACAAGCAGCGGAAAUGGCGGAAUUUAUCGACAGUCUGCUGAAUGAGAUGUCAUCGACGUUCAACUAUCAGGCGGAGGAGGUGAAAAUAGACUUGAAUGGGGACAGGACGCUCAAGUGGCGCAGUCUCCAUCACAAUCAGUACGCCUCCAGCAAGAAGAAGGACCUGAAAGGUGACCAGGACGACGGAACACCCACUUAUCAGCCUGUCAAGGUGUUCCGCAAUCCCCUAUCUGUCGGCAAUUCGUCCGGCCUGAAGAAGCUCCGUCGCGCCCGGAUAAAGCUGAGUCGCCUGGAGAGGAAUCUGCGGCGGAAGAAGAGUAAUGUGUCAGAGGCUGAGGAGAAGACCAACAUCCAUGUGAACUACAUCGCUGGUGAUUGCUCAGUGAAUCUGAUUGACAUCAAGCCCGAAAGCAUGCAGAUUUUCCAGGGAACUCCUGUGAAACUCGAGCGGCGGACAUCUCGAAGAUCCACAGAGAAGUCAGAAUCCGUGGUGGUGAAGAAGACGCCCAAGAAGGUGACUUCUUUGCCGACACGGCCUGAAGGAACGCUGCUAAGUCAGCGUCCGCCGCGCAGAGUGAAGCCCACGGAGAAGAUUCUGGCCAACAAGCGCCUUCGUCGGGGAUUUCAGAUCCACAACACCCGCGUGAAGGUUAACGAAGCCCUGUGGCGUGAGCGCGAGAGUCUCGCCACGACGCCCACGCGUGACAGGAAGACGUCAACGCGCGAAAAAAUACCCGGACAAGUACAAGAGGCGGAGUUGACGAGGAAAACAGAACAUUUUGAGAAGCUGGGACUUCGCACCACGGCUGCUAAUGUGGAACCUGACACGAGUCAAGAGGAGCCCGACCAGAAAAUCUCCCUGCCUGAGAUACCAGUGGCGCCGAUGCUGUGUCUGUGCCAGGAAGAUACUCGCUUCUAUCCACACGGACAUGGGGAUGUGCUCUUCUGCAAUGCCGUGGAUCAGUUCGAGUCAGAAUUCGUGGGCUGCUGCAAUCAAGUGGACGAGAACACUUGCAUUCGGCGGCCCAGCACAAGAGCCUGCUUCAUGGUGCUCUGUGAGAGUCAUCUGAAGCGCCUCCUGAGUCACAAUUGCUGCUCGGGAUGCGGCAUCUUCUGCACGCAGGGCGCCGUCUUGCUCUGUCCGAGAAAUCACUUCUUUCAUCGCGAUUGUGUUCUUGAGGAAGGCAGAAGAAGCGAUCAAGUGCGAUGUCUCCAUUGCGGAGAACUGACCGAGUGUGAAGAAGUGAGGAUUGAAUUGAAGUGUGACAACAGGAUUGUCUUUUAUCCCAGUCAGAAGACUUACCAAAGAUGCUCAAAAACAAUGAACAGCGUGGCAAUGAAUGAUUCACAGAUGUCAGGAGAAGAGUCUGUGGCGCAAGAAGUGAGCAGAUCAAUUCCUGAGCACAUCAUGAGUGUUCUCAUCAGAGUGUCACAACAGGGCACAGAUUCCCUGCCUCCGGAUGCUCUCAGUGCCAAAAAUCUCCAGGCAGCCAUCAAAAGUGACAAUGUGGAUCGCGUGGCGGAGUUCAUUGUGAAGGGAUUCGACUUCACGGCGCCCAGUCAGGAGUUUGGCUUCGGCUCAUGCCUGCACUUUGUCGCCUUCCAUGGGAGUGUGGAAGUUGCCCAGUUGAUUCUCUGUCGUUUCUCCGCGCCGGAGUUCAUUGACAUGCUGGACAAGGAGUUUCAGACGGCCGUCAUUUGUGCAGUGAAUGGAAACAAGACUGACAUUCUCGUGCUGCUGCUGCAAUAUGGCGCCAAGAUCACACAGAAGGGACCCGAUGGGAUGACUGCCCUGCACUUGGCGGCAAAGAUGGGCAAUAUUCGCGCCAUGAAAAUCCUCUUAGAGCACUACAAGAAGCGUGCGGACGGGAAGAAGUUCCGGGAGUUUCUCGAUGAUGUGGAUCAUGGGAACUGGACGGCUCUGGUGUGGGCAGCUGAGCUGGGUCAUGUGAAUAUCGAGAGUUAUCUGGUUGGGAUGGGCGCUGAUGCGACAAUUUGUGACUUUGAGGACAACACUGCUCUGCACUGGGCUGCACUGUCGAACAAGAUUGCCGCUGUUCUGCCAUUGCUGCAAACCAAUGUGGAUGUCAAUCAUCAGAAUGUGAAUGGCGACACGCCACUUCACAUCGCCUGUCGUCAUCUCAACACACAGAUGUGUCUCAUGCUCCUGGCCAACGGAUCCGACGUGCACGUGAGGAACUUCUCAGAGGAGACGGCGAUUGGAUGUAUUCCUGAUCCGAAGAGUCAGUGCGCCCGGAUAAUGCAGUUCAACAUGCAGAUGCAGAAGAAGAGAGUGGCGCUGGUGAGUCAAGUUGUGUGCCAAGAUGUGACGAAUGGGCGCGAAUCAAUGCCCAUCGCCAUGGUGAAGAUUGCUCGCAAGAGUAUCCUGCGUCGCUCGGAGGAGGUUCUGCCUGCCGCGACACUGCCCAACUUCAGAUACAUCACAAGACCCGUGAUGGUGGAAGAGCUGGUGCAGAUGGACUGUCGACUGGCGCGGUCGGAAGUGUGUGACUGCACAAACGACUGCACAACGGGUUUGUGUCAGUGCAUCAGGAGAUCUAGUCAGAAUUGCUACACUUCAGAUGGUCGCCUUGUUGAUGACUUCAACUUUGCCGAACCGUGGAUUAUAUUUGAGUGCAGCGAUGUGUGCGGAUGCAACAAGCUUGUCUGCAAGAAUCGUGUCGUCCAGAAUGGCAUUAAGGCACCCAUGGAGGUGUUCAAUGUGCUCGGUGAUCAGAAAGAGUGGGGCGUGAGGUGUUUGAAGGAGAUUCCCAAGGGAACGUUCAUUGCUGAGUAUAUUGGUGAGGUGUUGAGCAAUGUGGAAGCGGAUAAGAGACCUGUGGACAGCUAUUUCUUCGGCUUCGACAUGUCUGAUUACUGCAUCGACGCAAAUUUGUACGGAAACGUGAGCAGAUUCUUCAAUCACUCUUGCAAUCCCAACAUGAUUCCGAUUCGAGUCUACUUUGAUCAUCACGAUCUCCGAUUUCCAAAGAUCGCCUUCUUCGCCACGCGAAACAUUGCCGAAAAUGAGGAAUUGACUUUCGACUAUGGGAAGAACUUCUGGAAAGUCAAGCAGAGAUACUUCAAUUGUUUCUGCAAUACACCAGAGUGUCGAUACAGGAUGAAGAUGUCGUCGCCAAUAAACUCGGACUGAAGUCACCGCAAAAGCUAUAGACCUAUUGCACAACUCCACACUGUCACGUCUCGAGGCACACGCGCGCCGUUUUCCAAAAAAGGACACUCGCGGAGAGCAAAAAUGCGCAAAAACAAAAAUAAGGGAAAGAGAAAAGGAGGUGAAAAAGCAGCACAACUUUCAGGCGACACGGAAGGUGUGCAUCGAAUCGAGGUGGUGAGAUGAGGAGCUCGAGAAUGUAGCGCAAGAACACAGCACGAGAUGCGCACCCAUCAAGAGUAACAUGGACAAUGACUCGAUGCUGACGACAUUACGUCUUUUUA
Phlebotomus argentipes is the source of this 3562-nucleotide messenger RNA. It is a transcript of the gene G9a, whose product is annotated as histone-lysine N-methyltransferase EHMT1. The transcript has 7 exons. Gene Ontology annotation, molecular function: histone methyltransferase activity; protein-lysine N-methyltransferase activity; zinc ion binding. Gene Ontology annotation, cellular component: nucleus. Lineage: Eukaryota; Metazoa; Arthropoda; Insecta; Diptera; Psychodidae. Bases 120 to 3260 code for a protein of 1046 amino acids. The record is from RefSeq and is a predicted model, not a curated record.